This is a messenger RNA of Schistocerca cancellata (South American locust), 899 nucleotides long. Its product is annotated as peptidoglycan-recognition protein SA-like. Gene Ontology annotation, biological process: innate immune response; peptidoglycan catabolic process. Bases 41 to 604 code for a protein of 187 amino acids. The record is from RefSeq and is a predicted model, not a curated record. NCBI's taxonomy places the organism in Eukaryota, Metazoa, Arthropoda, Insecta, Orthoptera, Acrididae. Gene Ontology annotation, molecular function: peptidoglycan binding; zinc ion binding; N-acetylmuramoyl-L-alanine amidase activity. The transcript is spliced from 4 exons.
CUGGCGCUCAGUUUGGACGCGGAAACAGUGAGGCGAACACAUGGGUUACGUAGCGGCAAUCCUCUUGGCUGUCUUCGCAGCGGCCAAUGCCCAGAACAACUGCCCCAACAUUGUGGCGCGGCGAGGCUGGGGAGCACGUCCGGCGAAGCAAGUGGAGUACAUCAUCAAGCCAGUGCAGUAUGUCGUCAUCCAGCACACCGUCUCGCCCAUCUGCACCUCCAUGAACGCCUGCGCCGAGCGCGUGCGCAGCAUCCAGGCGCAGCACAUGACCAACCUCAAGUUCGAGGACAUCGGCUACUCGUUCCUGGUGGGAGGCGACGGCAACGUGUACGAGGGGCGAGGCUGGCACAAGCAGGGCGCGCACACGCGCGGCUACAACAAGAACUCCAUCGGCAUCGCCGUCAUCGGCGACUUCACAGAUACUUUACCACCACGGGCACAACUGGAGGCACUGAAGAAGCUGCUGGAGUGUGGCGUGCAGUUGGGAGAGCUGUCAGAGGACUACAAGCUGUUGGCAGCACGCCAGGUAGUGGCCACACAGAGUCCUGGAUUGGCCCUCUACCAGGAACUGCAGACAUGGCCUGCCUGGGUUGAGCAGCCCUGAAGCUGAAGCUGCUGGAUUGACUUUGAUUCCAUCUAUCUCAGUGCCACACCUGUAUAUGAUGUUUCCAAUACAUCUGCUGAAUGAAAGUUUUACUGAUUAUUGGCGAAUCUGACAUCUUAUAAUCCACCUCAAGGAGAAGUUUUUCUCCACUUGGUACAAAAAGCUUUGAGUGAUAUGUUACUUUAUUAUCUGAGAAACACAAAUUAGAUGAAAUUUGUUACUCUGAGGAUAUGGAGUUUGGUAUGAAAGAUAAAAAAUUGUAAAUUAUUAAUAAUUCUUCCUCUUCCCCCCCCCC